UUAUAAUAUCAGAAUUAUUAGCCAGGUGUUUAGCCAGAUCUUAUUUAGGGUCUAAAUCAAAGUGCAUAUUCUUAAAUGAAAUUAUCUCAUCCUGGCUAAGUCAUUUUCAUUCGCAGUUGCGUACUUUGUACUGUGUACAAACUAUGAAAACAUCUUACAUAUCAUAAUUUACAUAUUGUAACUGAGGCCUAUUUAAGAAAAAACAGCAUUAAUGUUUCGAAAACUAAAGCGAUAACAAAACGCUGUAUGUUACUAGAAUGCUCAAUUCAGAUAAUUAAAUAUGAUAUUUGGCCCUCCUAAUACAAAUAAAAAGUGUGUGUAUGCGUCAGUAUGUGAAAUUACGUAAGAAUUUAAAUACGUAUGCAUGGCAUACCUGCUAAUUCGAUUAAGCACGGCUGCUAUUCAAAAUGAAAUUUCACAAAUCGAUUUUGCGGUACGGAUAUAAUGAAUCAGUUUAACGCCUUUAAUAAACACUAGUUAUAAUGUGGUGAUAGUUGUGGAGUGCUGAAGGCGUAAUGAUGAAAAGGAUUAUGUGUAUUCUAUUUUUAAUGAGUUUUGUUUAUUUAUUAAAAGCUGACGAGGAUGCAAUCCCCGAUGAAAUCAAGAUGACUUUUGAAGACUAUCCAUCAAUAGAAUUAGCUGUCACUUCUAUGGAUUAUGCCAGUAAUAAGGAACAGAAACCUGACCGAGAAUAUGCAUAUUUGAAGGACCCUUCCAGCGAAGAAGGUUAUAAAGUCGCUAAGGUUAGCAUUCAAUACAAAGAUUCUACAAAUGAGCUAAAAACCGAAAAAGAGAGUGAAAAAUCAGUAGAGAAUUUAAAAAAUACAGAUACUGCUGUAACAUCUCACAGUUUAAACAAUGAAAGUAUAUUUGAAUCACCAAAUAAUACGGAUAGUAAUAAACAAAAUCAAACUUUAAUAGAUAAAAUCUAUGAUAAGAAAAUUUUAAAUGAAAACAAAACCAUUACGGAUAGACAAGAAGAUAGAAAAGUUGAUGCCAAAUUAGUUGAAAAAUCCUUUAAAUCUGACUCUGAAAGUACUACUACACCCAAUGCAAAGACAACAAUAGAUGAUAUUUUGGAUGACUUGAUAAUAAAUAAGAACAUGAAAAAAUAUGACGAUGAUGAAUAUGAUAAAAGUCUUUUUCCCGAAACUCUAAGUAAAUCUGAUGAAAGUGAUUCUGAACUCGAUGGAUUAGAUCACGAUUUUCGACCAAGCAGAAGAAUGUUUGAUUUUGUCCCUGAAAUUAAUUAUAAGGGAAAAUCUGAAAGUCAUGAACUGUUGGAGCCUAGUAUUCUAAUUAAUACACAUCAGCCACCAUAUGGUGAUAGACCAAACCCUUCUUAUACUUUCUCACCAAUAUUAUUAUCAAAUAAACCUAUACCAGAUCCGUACAGACUAAAAAACCUAUGGUUACCUCACAACUACAAUGAGGGGCCAAAUCCAAGUGGCGAUGGUGGUGACUCAAGAGACAUGCUAAACCCUAACCCAAGAGAAAUAUUAUUUGGACCAAAUGAUGAGGAAGUAAAUAAGCUUAAUAUCCAAAAUGGAUUCGGCAUAUUACAGGAACUGAUAAAUAAUCCAAAUAGAAUGGCUGAAGAACCAGAGAUUUCGGGCCCCAAUAAAUGGGAUCAAGCGCCUACCUCGUAUAAUGAACCAAACUUAUGGAUGCAACAUGUGAUGACGGUACCGACUAAAUGGAAACUGGCACCAGGAUACCAAAAUAUUCCAAAUUACUGGUUACAUCCGAGUACAUUAAAUAUUCCAAAUAAUUUUAAUCCAACAAGAACAAAACCGUCGCAAGAAAUAUACGAUCCUUCGUACUUUGGAACAAACGCUAUCCUUCCAUUCGAAUAUACCACAUUAGACUCUAACGCCUAUCCCUACGUCACAGCAAAGAAGGACAAAAUAGCUGAAAUGAAUAUAAAUCCAAUAUAUAGAAACCUCGCUCUACCCUCAAUUCUUCCCAAUCCACAGCUACCAUAUAUCAGAUACGGAAUAAUUAGAUAUCCUGGUGCUUAUGCACCUUCUAAUCCCAUAUUGAUGGCUCGAAGAAAUCUGGCAUUGGUUCCAAGGUCUCGACCAUUUUUAAUAGACAACAGUUUCCUCUUCAAUCGAAUGUGCUGUUAUUAAUUUGUAAAAUGAUAAUGCGUAUUCAGUUACCACUUUGCUAGCUAUAAUUAACCUCGUGAUUGAUGGAAAAGUGUCGCGAUAUUCCUAUCAUGAAAAUCGUUGCUAUAAAAUUCAUAUUCCGUGAUAAUAAAUCAUUACUUAUAUAAGGUUUAU
Messenger RNA from Pieris rapae (cabbage white), 2285 nucleotides. RefSeq lists its product as uncharacterized. Lineage: Eukaryota; Metazoa; Arthropoda; Insecta; Lepidoptera; Pieridae. The transcript is spliced from 4 exons. The coding region runs from base 516 to 2132 and encodes 538 amino acids. The record is from RefSeq and is a predicted model, not a curated record.